GCUCGUCGCAUCAUCCCACCCAACCGUGUAUCUGAACCAUCGAGCACAUCCCAACGACCUAGCGAUACAUCCAAGUCAUUUGACAGACUUGCAACUCAUAAUACUUCCCAGGGCCUAUGCGGAUGAUCGUCCCGGGGAGAGCUACAUAGCUGCGUCACCCUGUCGAGCAACCCCUAUUCUCAUCGGGCGUGAGUUACAUCCUUGACCCCGGGUAUACUAGAGGUGGACAUCGCCCAUCAUGCCGGUGAUUCCGGACGAAGAGGUUCUGGCUUUUCUCAAGACGAGAGAAGCCGACCAAGGAAGCCCGCCCACAGAUCCUCUCACCUCGGUGCAUGAAUACCUGAAACAAUCGCCCGUCAGCCCCUCAGAUGGCAAAGUCCACUGGUAUUGCCCCCAAACGGCGAGCCCCGUACACAAACAAGUGGCCACGUACUUGAUCUACUUCUUCGCCUUUAAUCGGACGAGCAUCUCGGCGGAAUGGCAGGAAGGGUUGGAAGAGCUCGUCGAGCGGUGCGAGGGAUGUGCGAGGGGGUUCUGUAGGGCCCGGACGAUAUUCACAGCAAAAUACGUCAACAAGUUCCCACCAGCGACUCGAGUCAACUUUCAAAAGGCGGUAGACAACUGGCAAGCCAAGCAGGUCAUCUCUGCCCUAGAUUCGACAUCACCUUCAGAACCUGGAUCGACGGCCAACUUGUUCGAUAUCAAGCCUUCUUACUUGCAAUUACUGUUCUGUCGGCAUGACGGAGAAGGGGUCUUGGCAAUCCCUCAGAUUCAAGAACGGAUCAAGACGGCCGUCCUGAUGACCCCUGCGGAGAGGAGGAAGAACAAGAAUCUCACACACCUCGGCCUUUGUCCAGGGUACAUCACCUUGUUAUCAGGCCAAGCCUUCGAGCAGGAGACCCUCGAAAUUCGGAACAAGAUCCGUGAAUGGGCGACGGAAACUGUCAGAGGUUGUGCAACCCGGCCAAUCCGGUCGGAAGAAUGGACAGAGCUAGGAAUGGGGACGAUCUGGACGGGUUUGAUGGAUCUAAAAGGCAUCAAGCAGAAAGAAUCAGGCAAGACGGAAGCUUCAUCAACACCUUCGUCGUUCGGGGUGAAUGGGGAGGAGGAAGCGAGGAUGUCGAGCUUGUAUAGGUGGAAAGCGGUCUUGAUCCUCCUGGAGAGCGGGUGUUUGGGACAGGAAGUCAUCGAGAAGAGCGUCAUGAAGUCGGGCAAGGGGAAUCUGAUUGUCACCAUCGCCGGUUCAUUCGGCUCACAGGAUCCAGCGUUUAGUCUCAUGCUACGAGUCUUGGCGGCAGCUCUCAGAGUAUGCCCAAAAGCGUCCUUGUGGACCUCGGCCGACCCCUCGGUCGAGUUCCCACUAUCGAUCGCUGCCAACAUUCAGCAGAAUGAAUUGUAUAUCGAGGUCUUGCGGGCCGCCUGGGACCCGAACUUCCAGCUGGAGGACACCAGCUCGAAAGUCGUACUGGAACUGCUGGAUCUGGGGGCAAGGUCGAAACCUCUCCACACCCAGCCUGGUCGACCCGAAUGGUUUGCUGGGUGGAUGAUCGACUUUCUUGUCUCGGUGCGGGACCUAGACGUCCGCGGGAUUGUGGCGACGAGUACGGACAAGGGCGCAUUUGGGGAAUCGUUGGCGAGGUUGGUUAGCUUCUGUCUCGAAGGCUUGCAGCAUCGACGGUUCGGUACGGCUUUUCGUGCCAAGGCGAUGGACGUCGGGAUCAAGAUCUUGAACAACGUGUUCAUCGACCUCUGCCCCACGCGAUCCAAGGUCGAUCGGGUCCUGCAAGCUGCCAUGCUGAACGCUUUGGAAAUUCAUUCCAGUACGAUCACCGGGAUCGCUCUGGAUCACAAGGAAUACCCAGACGGAGCCGAUUGGGACGUUCCUCGGCAUACAGCCAUCGAUUUCCUUUACAAGGUCUUCAUGUCGGACGGCGACAAUAUCAGGCGGAUCUUGUCUACGAUGGGUCAACAAGCCUUGGACGCGCGCUCCCGUAAAGCGAAGGAUUCGAGCGACUAUUUCCCAAAGAUGCUGUUUGCCACGCAAUUAUGGAAAAAGACGUAUGCGACGGCGACGUCGAGAGAUAUUUACGGCAUCGUCAUCUUGAUGCGUGGAAUGAUGCGAUUCGCUCACCUGCCUACGCCUCGAGGAAACGCUUGGGGCUAUACUGACCUUUCGUUCUGGGAACCCGAAGGGAAAUGGGCGGGAACGAUCACAUCGAUUACGGGCGCUAUGAAGACGAUGAAGAACGGAUUCGGUGACAAGGUGACCACCUUUGUGGCCGUCUCGCCACCAUCGACGCUCAAAGCGCUCUUUGAUACGGCUCGGGUACCGGAAGCCGUGAUAAGGCUACUGCUGUGUUCUGACGACGAUGUUCACGACGCCAUCAUCGGUCUCGUUCAAAACAUCUUUGACCAGGUCGAGGAACGAGUCGAUUGCUUUCGAGCCAUGCUGCUGCAUUUCCCGGCUCAAAGCAUGGUCGCGCUUCAGGAUUACCUCGAACGGUGGAUCCAGGAUGCACAAUCGCUUCCAACGGCUGUCGAGUCCGCUCGAUGGCUCGUCCGUUGUUUUACCGAUAUUCUCGAAGUGCUCUGUAGGCAAAGCGGGGCGGGUAGCGGUCUAGCCUUUCUCAGAGAUCCUGUCUUUCUGGAAAUCAGGACUGCCAAGGGCAAGAUGUCGGACGAGGUAACGGGCUUGUGGAACUGCAUGACGAAGGCCUUGUCUGUCAUCAUCAGGAGGACACCCAGAUGGGCACCCUUUUACGACAAUGAAGAGAUGGUAGACUGGAUGCAGGACGCACUGAUCUUCGGAAGACUGCUGGUCGAGGAGAAUCGAACAUUCGAGGGGGCUGCACAAGGCACGGCUAUCAAUACUGCAGAAUCGCCAGCGAUAGAGGCACCCAACAAGGUUUCGCUCGUGGGCGACCAAAUGAUUGUGCAACUAGAGCAAAUUUUGGACAGCCUGAUGUCUUGGCUGAGACUCACCGAAAUCGAGACGCUUCAUCAAACCUAUGAACUCUUGAAAUCGCUGCUCGAUCGUCUGACAAAAGGCCGAGCGAACCAGUCCAUAUCAGAUAGCCUGAUGAAGUCAUUCAUCACCGUCGACGGAUUCUGCCGAAGAAGCAAACGACACAAGACCAAGCUGAACGAUAGUGAGCUCGCCGAGCUGGCGGUGCUCAUCAAGCCGUUCAUGAAGCCGGAAGACGACUCUGAUGUCGAGUAUGUGUCGAGCUCUGUUGCGGUGCCGACUGUCAAGGGCAAGGAACGGGAGUCCAGCAAGGUCAAGACCAAGACCGACGCAUUCACCAAGCUCAUGCAGAAUGCCGAAAAGGGUGCGUUGCCACAACGAAUUGACGCCAAGACCACGUCCGGAAAGACUACUCCCGCCUCAUCCCCCGUGGUCAUCGACGUGGAUGACUUUGAUGACGACUUUGGCGACGAUUUCCUUGCCGGAUUGGAUGCGGAUACCCUCGAGGAUAUGGAACGUUCCGCGUCAAACCGGGAGGCGCAGAAGAAACUGCAGAAAUCGCAAGGCCACAAGCUGCCCGAUAUGUUAAAAAAGAGUGGUGUACCCGGGUCGAAACCACUCAUCAAGCCUACGCCAAAACCUGUUGCUCCAGUAGUGCGUGGGAGUGGUCUUUUGAGUCAAAUCAGACGCGACGUCGUCGCGGACCAUCGCGGAAAGCAACCCGCAAGACAGAUCGAUCCGGAUAUUUUAAAGAGACUAAACAAACCGACGAUCCCUCCACCGAGAGCCAAGACUCCUUCGGAGACGAGCAGCUCCUCAGAUUCGGACGAAGAGGAUGGAGGCCUGGAAGCCUUGAAACGGUUGCAAAAAGCCUCCGCUGCCAAGACUAAGCUGACGGUAUUGCCCCCACGGGCGAAACUCGUUACCCUGAGCAGACCAGAAAUGAGUCCAGCAGAGCGGCAACGGCUUAACGCCCAGCGUACAAAGGCUCGUCUGAAGCCAGAUAUGACCAUGUUGUGGUCGACAAUGCUCAAGUGGGAUCCUAACCAACGAGAUUUCCCGGACAAACUUCCUACCAAGAUUUCUGGCAAAUUCCGGGACGUCCAAGAGUAUUCAAGGACUUACAUGCCUUUGUUUUUUCGGGAACUCCGGGAUCAGUCCUUGAACGAGAUGUCCGAGUCGAGCGACCCGGUUAGAUUGACCGUUGAAGUUGCCUCGCGCCAACAUACCGACGACUUUAUCGACCUGGAGCUCAGCAUCGUUGGCACAAUCCCGAACAUGUGGUACCUGAACGAGUUCGACACGUGUUUGCUCUCUUUCGAUGGCAAGACAAUACUCGUAAAGGUUCAGUCUUUCAAGAGGAAUGCGCGGAAUGUCACUCUGCAUAUCAGAAUGGAUGUCUCGCGCGACAGUCCCUCGUUGUCUGUCAAGUCCCGAUGCCAGUUACGCAAGCACAUGAAUAUGAGCACCGCGGCACGGGAAUUUGCGGCUCUCAAAGGAUUACCUUUCUAUGAACCGGAAUUGCUGGAUUCAAUCCUCGAAGCGAAACCCACGACCUUGCCCGAGAUCCCACGAGUCACGUGGGAAAAGGCCAUGAUCGCUUACAAUGUCAACGAGCCUCAGGCAAAGGCGAUCAUCGGUUCCAUGAGGGUCAAAGGGUUCGCGCUCAUUCAGGGACCUCCAGGUACAGGAAAGACCAAGACGAUCAGUGGAUUGGCGGGUCGCUUUAUGACGGAACGACCGACCCACAUCAGUCUCCACGGCUCUGGCAAGACUGUGAACGCCAAGCUAUUAAUCUGUGCCCCAAGUAACGCGGCUAUUGACGAGGUCACUCGACGACUCAAGGACGGUGUGCCUACUUCGGAUGGCAAGAUGGUCAUUCCGCAGAUUGUUCGGCUGGGAGCGGAGAGUAGCAUGAAUGCUGCUGUCAAGGAUGUAUCUCUGGACUCGCUCAUCGAGGCUCGCGUCAGUUCGGUCAGGGCCAAGGGAGGGGACAACGACGUUCACAUCAAGCGAGUCGAGCUCGCGCUCGAUGAGAUCCGACAGAAGAGGGAAGCCAAACAAGCAGAGCUAGCGAUGGCUGGUGACGAUGUGGACCGCCGACAACAGAUCGAAUCCGAACUCGCCACGUUGGUGCAGCAAAGGAUCGUCAAGAGCAAGGAGAUGAACAAGUAUCGAGACGCCGCGAGGGACUCGGGUCGACAGCUUGAUGGAGCUCGCCGCGAGGCGCGCGAGAGGAUCUUACAGGAUGCCGAUAUCAUUUGCUCGACCUUGGCAGGAGCCGGUCAUGAUUCGAUUGCCUCGUUCCAGUUCGAGACUGUCAUCAUUGAUGAAGCGGCGCAGUCGGUGGAACCGAGUGCAUUAGUGCCUCUCAAAUAUGGUUGCACGAGGUGUAUCUUGGUAGGAGACCCUCAGCAGUUGCCUCCGACUGUCAUCUCCACAAAGGCGGAAAGUCUCGGUUACAAUCAGUCACUUUUCGUCAGAAUGGUUCAGGGACACCCCGACGCUAUGCAUCUGUUGAGUAUCCAAUAUCGUAUGCAUCCCGAUAUUUCACGACUUCCGUCGCAAGUUUUCUAUGAUGGGAAACUGCAUGACGGCCCCAACAUGGCGAUCAAGACCAAGGCACCAUGGCAUCAGUCUACGGUGUUCGGGACUUAUCGCUUCUACGCUACUGAGGGUAACGAAGUCAAGGCGGGGCGUCAGUCGCUCAAGAAUCCGACAGAGGUGAACGCCGUGGUCAGCCUCUAUCGGGGACUCAAGAACCUCUAUGGCGGCCACGACGCAUUGCUAGGCAAGAUCGGAAUCAUCAGUCCAUACCGAGAGCAAUUCAACGAGCUUAAGCGCAGCUUCAGGCAGAACUUUGGAGAAGCAGCGUUCGAUGAUAUUGACUUUGGUACCAUCGACGGAUUUCAAGGACAGGAGAAGGACAUCAUCAUCCUGUCUACGGUCCGUUCUGGUGAUCACUUGAGCUCGAUUGGGUUCUUGAGGGACGUCAGGCGAAUGAACGUCGCCCUCACUCGUGCCAAGAGCUCCCUCUUUAUCGUUGGUAAUGCCUCCACCCUGGAGAGGGCUGAUGACAAGUGGCGGACAAUAGUCGGUAACGCAAGGGAGCGCGGUUUUCUGGUCAAGUAUCAACAUGGCAUGUUCAUCAAUCCCGCUCGAGACGUUCAGGCCCCAACGGGUCAGCCGGUCGUAACCGAACCGAAAGUCCUCGAUCCCUCGACCGCUACGCGCGACCAUAAGCCGCUGCCCGCAGUAGGCGCAAGGGCAGCUGACGGCGACAUGAUUGCCGGCAAGAGACCGGCAGGAAAAAACAAGCCAGACGACACGUCUAUGCAGCUGGACGAAGGUCCCGAUGUUUCCGCCAGCAAAAGACGCCAGAAGAAGCGCAAGCGACAAGAUGCCGGCGAUACAUCAGACACUGGCAGUUCCUCGAUUGCGAAAUCGGACGGUGCUAACAAGAGCAAAUUCACUUCGAACAAGCCGCCUAAGAAGAAAUCAAUCUCGUCUGCACCUCUCGAUGGCCCACCUGGCAAAAUCAUUGCUACCGCUCAUAGUCGCGAGCCUGCAGCUGUUCCGUCCGCAAAGCCGGCAUCGCCACCUAGGUCGGCGGCACCACCCCCACCUCCACCCCCACCUCCCCGCCGAGCGCCUCCGAAGGGAGAUGGUUUGUUCAUCAAGAAGGCCAAGAACAAAUACCUGAAAAAAUAACGAAACUUUUACGACAUGCAACGACAAGGUUCAUUCAUACAACACUACGAACAGUACAUGUGUUGACGAUAACCGGUGUAGGCAAGGCUCAACUUCCAGUGCUUAGGCAGAUAUAGCC
This is a messenger RNA of Filobasidium floriforme, 6794 nucleotides long. Its product is annotated as SEN1 N terminal-domain-containing protein. Gene Ontology annotation, cellular component: nuclear body. The record is from RefSeq and is a predicted model, not a curated record. Gene Ontology annotation, molecular function: transcription termination site sequence-specific DNA binding; helicase activity. The transcript has 9 exons. Gene Ontology annotation, biological process: termination of RNA polymerase II transcription. Bases 239 to 6676 code for a protein of 2145 amino acids. Lineage: Eukaryota; Fungi; Basidiomycota; Tremellomycetes; Filobasidiales; Filobasidiaceae.